Molecule: messenger RNA, 8493 nt
Organism: Porites lobata
Lineage: Eukaryota; Metazoa; Cnidaria; Anthozoa; Scleractinia; Poritidae
Source: the annotation of a GenBank genome assembly
ACUAUGAAAUAGUGUCACGCCUCUAUACACUUGUAAUGUGAGCAGAACUUCUAACCACGACGGAGGUGUUUCCUGACAGUGGUAGAAAUAUCGUUUUGGGUUUAUGACGUUCGGAUUCACCAAUCCAUUUUCCUUACUGUACUGAAGGAGCAUUAUUUUAUGUUUUUAUCUCCUUCUUGGGUUUAUUUGGCGUGUGUACGAAUUAAAAGGAAACCUUUUGAAAAUUGAAAGAAACAUUUCAAGGAAUCGCACAGCGGAACACCAUAUAAUCGAGGUGAGGCAACGUUAUGCGUUAUUUGAUGUGUGUUAACAGAAGGUUCCUCAUGACUCACUUAAGUAUUGUAGAAUCAGUUUAAAAGGUUCAAAGGAUUUGUGUUUGGUGCUCUAAUGGAAUAAGCCUUUGCACAUGUCAGUCAAGAGCACACUUUGUUCUUUGUUGUUGAGAAAUCGUCAUUUGUCACCGCUCACAUGCAUCGCUCAUAGCUAGGUUGAAAAUGUUUGCAUGAAAGACUUUUCGACCAUUUUCUCGGAGAAUGUCGUAGAUGAGCUGGCUUUCCAAGUGUUAAGCGACCAGUCGUUACAUCUUUAUCCGCUUCAGUGCCGUUGACGCCAUUUUUAUAAUAUAACCAAAGAGACAAACGCGCGCGCCGAGUACUUGCGACAAAUUUAUCUGUUACAAAUCCACAGGUGUUUCAGUCAGGAACAGGCACGAUAGAUUUGGCGAUAAAUUGUAGCGCUGAUCCCUUUAUUUAGCCAAGAAAUAAAGGAAAUCUUUCGAAAUAAUUUACGUCAAAAAUAUUACAGUGCGAUAAAUCGGGCUCGAAAUUUCUUGUGGUUUGUGUCAAAAGGUUCCUUUGUGUUCAAACAAACACAAAAGCGGCAACAUGAUUUGUUUCCCCAUGCAUGUCGUUUUCACUGUUUAUUUCGAUCUGUGUCAUGCUAACUUCAUGCCAGCAAUUCGUAUAUUUUGUCCAACAGAAGAGAACGAAAGUUUCACGCACUACGUUCUGCAGUGUUCGCACGAUGAGUUUUUAAUUAGAUAACCGAGCACAAUUGGAGAAACCUUGUUGAUAUUUGAUAAACACGAUUCUUGUGCCACAUGUCGGCUUGAUCAAAGAUUCUUGAAUUGUGUUUACAAAACUUUUAACUGUUUUCUCUUUGCAUGCCCGGAGAGAAAAAAAAUCAGCUUCUCUCACCAGAUUCGUAACAAGGAUUUAAUUUCAUUUGUUUGUCUUUCUCAUUUUACGAGUGAAAAUUGGCUUUGCUUUCAAGCACGAAUUUAUUAUUUCCGGUGGUUUUGGAAAUUUUGUGAAAAGACUGCGAAGAUUUAUAAAGAUUUCGUGACUUCCAUAAACAACGGCAAUUUCGAUCGGAUUGAUCGGCAAGUCGGCAGGUGUUGACCGUCUGAUAUCGGUGUCACUGUUUUUCCUGUUUGACUCUUUCUUUUUUUCUUUUUGUCUGCACGUGUCGUAAUGCCCAUCAUUUGUGGAAGAACAGUGGAGGGAAGCUGCUACUCAUUUUUCUGGUUUUAUAAACAGCCCACAUAGUCCUCUGCUGUUUCUUUAAUUUCAGGAUACAAAGAUGACAACUUUUUGUUUUGAGUCAAAAGCUCUGUUCACUGCCCGUCUUAACAGCGACUUUAGCGAAUGAAGUGGUAUCUUGCGCAAGAUUUCUUUAAUAUCUCCGUAAAUGGCACGUUUUCCAAAAGACAAAACAAUCCUUUAUUCGGGUACUUUGAGACCUCAAGCAGCGUAGGUGAAAUAGCCCUCGGCUAAAUCUUAUUGCACUUACGUGUCAAAUGUUUUUUCUGCAACUGGCAUUAAGAAAAUUGGUUGUGCUGUUAACUAAAGGCAUUUGAUAGUUGAUAACAAUUUGAGAGAUACAUCGACGGAGGAGAAGUUUUUGUUUUGGACGUAUUUUUUCGCUGUUCAAAACGAUAUGUGUUGACAGUAAGUUUUUGUCAUGUCACCAAGCCAUUAUGUUUCCAAUUUGUGUCAAAUUUUUUUGCUGUAUCUGAUUUGCCUUAAAAAUACUUUCAGGCAUGCUGUCGUUUUUAUUUGAAACAAUGAACAUAAGAAAGUUUGCCACAUAUGAAUAUUACAGAAAAAAAUGCUUGAAACAGUCACAUUCCUAAGAUCAAAACCAGCAAUUUCAAAAUUCAAGUAAUUUAAUCCGCCCUUCUUGCCGAAAAUUAAGGGGAUUACAAAUUGUCGGUAAUUGAACCGUGAACAAACAAGAAAACGGAAAUGGGACAUUUACAUUUUGUUUUAAAUAUCUUUUUGUAGGUUGUCACUGAUCUUUUCCUUUGAUCCCUCAUUAUUUGUUGUUUAUACAACGGAAAUUUUUCACUUUCCGGUGCAAAUGGAACAGAAUGAUUUAAUUUACACCGGUUCGUAGCUAGAGGUUUUGCCAGAAAGACUAGUGAAUUGUUUUUAUUCUCUCUUUUAUCGAACUUUUCAUCAUAAGAGAGCCACAACAAUGGACCUUUUAGCAGUUAAAGUGGUAUUGAAAACCACCUCUAAAUUUCAAAGCAAACACACUCCUUACUGACCAGAUAAUCAUCAAAUCGAAACUCCAGAAAAUGGCAUAUUUGCAAUAGUAUUGUUUUAAGAACAGGAGCCAAUUUAACAAUGGAAAUAUAGAUUUUAAUCAGAGUAGCACUUGUAAAUUAAGUCUAUAAGAAGUUAUAGACAGUACAAAAUUUUGUUGCCAGAAUUAUUUUUUGCAACAUUCCACAAUACCUGCUUUACAAAUUAUCUUCUUGAUACAAACAUUGAGCUUUUUCUCUAACUUAACACCACAAUUUUAAAACAAAAAUAAAUAUUGAGGGGCCAUGAGAAUGUGCCCUUCAAAACAAACCAGCUGAGACCUUGAAAAACUCUUGAAGGUUUUCACUCUCUGAGGGAGUUGAUUUGUGCAGGUCUGCCAAAAAAAAAAUUUUUUUCAGAAAGGACAUGAUAGAAGUGUAAUUGUGGACAAUAUUUUUUUAAGCAGGUGGCUCGAAGAAAAAAUCCAAGUUAGUAAAAAAACAUUGUUGUGCUUAAGCUCAUCAACUUUCCAGUCCUAGCAAUAUGCAAGGUGUUUGUCACAUGAAUCUAAUAGCCCACCUUUGAUAAAUCAAAAUUCUAACAUGAUCACUCCCAGGCUUUCUGGUCAUAUUACUAGAUUUGGUUUGGUUUUCUUUGUACUCAAGUCUCCUCUGGGAUUUGCAAGACAAUGGAGUCAUGAAAAAAUUGCAACUUUGCCCCUAAAGCCUUGGCGUCAUGUUAGAAUUUUAACAUUAUUUUUAUAUCAAACGUGUGUUAUUAAUUUUAGUGGACUUAGCUCCCUAAGUCUCUUGUAGCUCAGUGGUAGAGCAUCUGGACUAGUCAGUAACCAGAAGGUCAUGGGUUUGACUACUCAUGGAAGUACUCAGGUUUUUUCUUCCAAGCUGCCUGUGUUACUGAAUAAAAAAACAUCUUUCUUGUAGAAAGGACACAUGUCCGACCAGCUGGUCACCAUUUUAGUCGGACAAACCAGAACAGUUAUAGGAGAUUCAUUACGUGGACCUUUUAUUUCAAAUUUUAAUUUUUAAAAAUUAUUUAACUGUGUAAAUAUUCAGGGUAUAAAAUGACAGCCCGAGUAUUUGAUCUGUCCGGUUAUUAUGUCUGACUGCAAGUAGGAUUAACACUGUUAACUGGCUCAACUUUUCAUGUGACCAUUCACACGGACGCACUUCAGUGUAAAGCACUGAAACAUCGACUGUUUUACUUCAGAAUGCCCCUGGGUUUAUUUGGUGUAUUUAAUUGACCUGAUCUUGAAGUCGUCAUUGAUACAAAAUAUUUAAUCUAGUUGGUUUUUCUUUGGUGCAAGAUUAAGAUAGCAGGAGCCCCAGGAAGGAAACUGGGGCAUAUAGUCACUGUGUUCAGCGGAGUGGGGCUUUAAAAAUCUUAUGAGAAAAUGGAGUCUAUGAUUGGAAGAGGCUUAUGUUGGUUUUCGUUGAGGUAGCAUGUAUGUUGUGCAUUUAGCUUACUCAUUUCACUGAAUUAUUAAGCACUUUAGAACUGUCAUGUGCCUGGUUGUUAUUGUUAUUAUUUGAUGUUGUAAGAGGAUCGGCUUUUAUGUCCCAUUAUGUUUUUUCAGGUGUAAAUUUCAUUUUAAUUUGUUUUCUUUUAUUAAACUGUUUAUUGCUAUGUGAUCAUGUUACACUCUGUCUGUUGGGGUACACUGUUUGUGAAGCGGUAUUUUUUGGGUGGGUAUGUGCCGCCCGGGACUCCAAAUUGGCACCCCGUUCUAAAAAAAAAAUCCCCUAAAAUUGAUACCCCGUUCUAGAAAUGGGCCAAUUUUUUAUAUCCCGUUCUAGAAUUUGCCCUAAAACUGAUACCCCGUUCUAGAAAUGGGCCAACUUUUUAUACUCCGUUCUAGAAAGUUUAUAAAUUGAAAUAGCCCUGGUUUUUUAAAAAUAUAUUUCUUUAUUUGUUCGACUUAUACAUUAAAUAAAUGCUUCUUCAUAAUCGGCAACAAUUUUAAGCGGAAGAUGAAGCGGUGAUCCACAAUUUUUUAUACCCCGUUCUAGAAAACGCCUCUGAAAUGGAACCUGAAGAUGGGACUAGAUAACUUUAGGUCUUUGAGUUGUCUCUGAUUGUAUGGGCAAUAGAGAAUCAGUCAAGACUAUAUAAUGAAUUUUUAUUUUCUGUCAGAAAGAGUGAAAGUCGCAGAUUUUUGUGAAACAUUUUUGAAGUGAGUCCCACUUAUGACAUUCCAGAAAAUGGAAUGAAGUAUUAUUAAUUGCAUGGAGAGUAUUUGCAUAGUGUGUUAUUUCUGUUUUUGAUAAAACACACUUACUGUUUAUUAUUCAUUACUUUCAGGUGAGCUGAUUCCAUUCACUGUUCUCUUCAACAAGGGACACACCAACUUGCUAUUAAUAGACUCUCUAACAACAAGAUGGGAGAAAUGUACGUGAUAAUAACAACAAGAAACAUUCUAUGGAUGGUACUAUCUGUAGUUGCUGCUUUAGCAGUCGUCACUGGGAUCAUGACACCUAAGUGGCUAUAUGGAAGAACAGAACCAUUUGUGGGUGACUUGAAGGUUAACUCUACAAAAGGAAUCACCUCUGACUUGUUGUACCAACCUUCCAUUGGGAUUUACAAUCGCUGUAGAAAAAUUCAAAGAUCCAUUGGUGGUGUUCCUGAGUUAAACUGUUAUAAAUACGCCAGUGACUUCAUGGACAUACCUUCAGCAGCGUGGAGGGCUUGUCUGUUUUUUCUCUGUUUGGGAGCAUUUCUUCUAGGAGUCGUUGCAUUAAUGUCAUUAAUCGGAUUCUGUGUGCAAAGUGUUGGAAGGAAGUCUAUUUUCUCACUUGGGGGAGUGAUUCAAGCAAUGGCAGGUAAUUUCACCAUUUAGCUUAAUGAAUGUGCUUGAAGCAAGGUGUUAGCCGGAAGAGUGUCCAACCAUCCUACGGACACCCAUUUUUGGAAGAAAUACAAGAAAAAUCUACUUAAUCUCUUAUAAUUUUAUGGGAAAACAUGCCUUCUGGACAGCCAGGUUUUAAUUUCUGGCUAAAAGCCUGGCUUGAGGUCAAAGUUAUAGCAAUUUUAAACCCCCACCUCCAUAUAGAGUGGAACUGGUGUCUAAAAUCCUGCCAUGUACAAAAGUCCUUGGGACAGUAAUGCAGUAUUCAGCAUAAUGUUCUGUAAUUUCUGGGUUCCCUGUCAUAAAAUUUUCAGUUUAUCCUUUUGGAAAUUUUCUUGUGGUUCUUCCUUCCCCACCCUAUACAAAGUUAAAACUAAGCAAAAAUUAUGGAUGCACACAUUCAUUGUUGUUUGUGGGGUAAGGGGGAGGUUGGGCAUGUGUGAAUUAAUUGAAAAAGGCCCCAUUGGAUGCGUAUAGUAAAAGUGUCUUAAGACUUCAGUCCAUGAUUAUAGGCUCAGGUGGACAAAACUGGGAAAAAAUUGACCGUUGAAUGCACAGAAUUCAUAAAAAACUGCUAACUAGUCAGUGGGGGUGUAUAAAGGCUAUAGAAAUAUAAGGAUAUGUAUGAUUUCAUAAAUCAUUAUAACUUGUUUGAAAAAAAAGAACGCUAGAAAUUUUGACUCCAUAAGGUUAUUCACCACGUACUGUGAAGGCACCUUCCUGCCAUCAAACCCAAAUCAAAAUUCAGAAGCAGCGAAUCUGAAUAAUUGAAACUAAGUGGUCAUAACAGGCCGGCCAGUUGCAUGAUGGCGUCAUUUUACUACUACGACCAGAAUCCUUUUUGUUUUUCCUUUCAUAUUCUAAUUUGGUAUUCCUAGUGAGGUUUCGAAAAAAACAAAAGCCCUAAUUAGCACAAGAAAGCAAAAGUCUGAAGGAUCCUGGUCAUAGUAGUAAAAUGACGUCGUCGUGCAAAUGGCCUAUUGCAAUCAUUCAAGAUUUUAAUAUUAUUGUAAUGCUGGCCCUUAUCAUACACUUCGUGCCUUUGUAAAGAUGCAGUGGACUAUAUUAUUCGAUUUUUUACUGCUAUCAUGUGCUUGAAUUCUGCCUAUCAUAAAAAAAAAUCAUUAGUUUGUUUUACUUCUGUUUCUGCAGCACUCUUUCUCGUCAUUGGACUCAUUCUUUAUCCAGCUGGUUGGGGCAGUAAAAUAAUUGAUGAAUUGUGCACUCGACCAAUUAUCCAGAAACCUGGAGCAUUUGUGAUCAAUGAUUGCUCACUUGGAUGGGCUUUUUUUGUGGUGCUUGGAGGGACACUGUUGUCAUUUCUGUGUUCCUUGUUAUCAUCUCAAGCAGAGAAGUCCACAUCAAGUGAUGAUGUUCAGGACCAGAUAUCUGAUGGAAGGACAGUGAUCUGUUUAAUUUAGAGCAACUACAUACUGUUAACAUGGCAUGGCAAGAGACCUUCAGGACUUGCUAAGCUGGUUAAGUCCGGCUCAUUCAAAUAACUAGAUAGAUGAACAUAGGUAAUCAUGGGCAGUCAGGGCUAGGGAGUCACUGGAAGCUUACAAGAGUAAUAAGUCUAAAAAUAGCCACCAAUCUGCACCUUAAGUCAUGCACCAAGUUAAAACAGGGGCAGAUUCCCCCAUUCCCCUUUCUAUGCCAGAUGCCCUUAAUCCCCUAUGGUGUAAAUUUUUUUUCUGAGCAGAACCCCCCUCUCCCCACCCUGCACCUGUUCUGCCCCUGGUCUAGGACAAGCUUCCUUAAUGCAUGGUAGGGAUUUGUUUUACCGCUGCAUUGGUGCAAGUGGUUUGUCCCAGGUGUUUUUAUGGGAAAUUAAUUCAACAAUAUUUCAAUGCACCACAUUAUCAGGUGAAGUUAUACAGAAAUGUUGCUUUAAUCAUGUGCUGAUAAAGGUUUUAGUAUUGUUAUUAUUGUUAUUUCAGUAUUUAUAUGCUGUUUGGUGAAGGUCAAGCAGUUACUGAACCAUUAUUAUUUUUAAGUUCAUUUUACAUUAAAUAAAUUAAUGGAGAGAAAAAAGGAUUUUUUAAUUAACAAAGUUUUUUCGAAUUGAGUUAUUUAAUGUUGAAAACAGUGAAGACUGAUGGGGGCAUUAGGGGUGAAUUUUGUAGCUCUUGGAUUUGUACAUGAUGUUGAUAUAAACUUGUUCAGUUUUAGAAACUUAAUUGCCUACCAUUUUGAGUUUAUUAGCUUAGCUGGGUCAGUAUUUUUUUAUGAUCACUUGCCUGAUGAGCAGCUCAGCCCUGCCAGACAAGCGGUUGAAGACUAGUGUUCAGCAACUCUACUAAGCUAGAAAAAUGUAAGGGCAGCUUGUCCAAAGCCAUGGCAGUUACAUUACUAAAGGGCUAGGGUUGAGGAUUUUUCCUUGUCACUUUGAUAAUUUAAUCAGUAGCAAAUUAAAAUUAUAAAGGAAAAUAGAGCCAAGAGAAUUGCCUUGCUGCUCAAUGUCACUAAGUGCCCUUCUAAAUGUGCCCAUGAGUCAGAAUGUAAAUUGAAAGUCUAGUCAAGAUUUAAAUGAUUCAAAAUUUUGUAAAAUAUAGUUAAAAUGUUAUUGCAAAUUUAAGGAAAAUGUACAUAUUUUUUUUGUGGUUUUUUGUUUUAUUUCAGUGGCGGAUCCAGACUUUCAGAUAAGGGGGGGGGGUCUUACAAAUAAUUUUUUUUGCCCCCUUGUACCUCACUGUGGUCCAGAAAUAAGAGGGGGCAUGCUGGGGCCCCCCGGGCCCCUCCCCUGGAUUCACCACUGUAUUGCUUUUUCAGGGGAGGUGGUGUUUGUCGUUUCAAAGUUGAAGUUAGUUUAUUUGAACUUAAUCAGUGGAAAACCGAUGCCCUUUGUAUUUUAAGUAGUGUUGUGUACUGCGUGAGAUGUACAUAGAAUAAAUAUUUGUAGUUUCUAUCAAAUGGUAAUAAUAUUUAGAGUUAAGUCACAAUUGUUAUGUGAUAAUGACCAAUCAGUAUUUAAUUAAGAAAUCAAUAUUAUUGUUUUGGAAAAUGUAUUUGUCUUUAUCAAACAAUUUUUUUUUCAGUUGGCUGGUUUGGUCACAAAUAUUUCAGAAAAAGUUUUACGUUCAUUAAUUUUGUGAUCAUUGG